UCAUUUACUUUUUAUUUACCUUUAGAAAUAUACAAAAUAUACAUAGUAGUGAACUUUACUUACCAUUCAUCAUUUCUCAUGAUAUUUAUUGUUAACUAUCGGUAUAAAUUUGGUUUUUCUUGUCAACAAUCACCGUAAAAUAACUGUUUCAUAACGUCACAAAACUGACAAACUUAUUCAAAAUCAGGCAGUAUUCGUCAGUCUACUAAACUAAAGCUGACUCAGAAAAAUGACAGAAGCCAGAGAAGAACAAAGUUUCAACAGCCUCAAAGAACAGCUUUUCUCUGCAGUACAAACUGGAGACUCCGAAACAGUGUCUCGCAUAAUCACACCGGUCUCGAACAAAAUCUUGAAAUCAUGGAUUCCAGGCUGCGAUUUAAUAUUCUGUGCUCUCAGAAAUAAGCAUUUAAAAAUAACCAAAUUCUUAAUUACAGAUGGUUUAGGAACCUACAAAGAAAAAAGGAACGAGGCGAUUCUUCAUGUAGCCACUCUCCAUAGAUAUGUAGAAAUUCUUAAAAUGCUCAUACGAGAUCGAAAAUGUACCAAUUUUCAGUUAAUAGCUCUGGAGGGUUGCCAGUAGUAGCUAUGCUUGUUAAGCGAAUGCCCGUCGAUUUCGAAGUAAUUAAAAUCUCAGACUACUUUAUAAGCAUAGAACAGAGCAUCAAUAAUAAAAGUUGGCCUUGUAGAUUCACUCUUCUGCACUUUGCAGCGCAAUUUGGAAACACCGAUAUAAUCCCAGUACUCUUGGCUAGAAAGUCACAUCUGAAUCCAAAAUCCAAAAUUUUUUUGACUCCGCUUCAUGUAGCAGCGUUACACGGACAAUCGCAGGUUAUUAGAAUCCUUCUGCGGAGUGGUGCCAAGCACGACAUGAAAGAUAAUGAUGCAAAAACUCCAUUGUGUUGGGCAAUUGAGAAGAGUAGUAUGGAAUCAAUGCAAAUUUUAUUGAAGAAAACGCUGGACCCCAGGCAUUCUUCUAUGACUUUAAAAAAUGACAAAAUGCUGAUGUACUGUGCAGCUAUUAGAGGAAACGAAGUAGUUAUAUAACUGCUCCUAAAGAAUCACGCA
Messenger RNA from Belonocnema kinseyi, 1065 nucleotides. RefSeq names its product receptor-interacting serine/threonine-protein kinase 4-like. Gene Ontology annotation, molecular function: protein binding. The transcript is spliced from 2 exons. NCBI's taxonomy places the organism in Eukaryota, Metazoa, Arthropoda, Insecta, Hymenoptera, Cynipidae. Bases 538 to 1044 code for a protein of 168 amino acids. The record is from RefSeq and is a predicted model, not a curated record.